Messenger RNA from Chilo suppressalis (striped riceborer), 2183 nucleotides. The record is from the annotation of a GenBank genome assembly. Lineage: Eukaryota; Metazoa; Arthropoda; Insecta; Lepidoptera; Crambidae.
CAAGUUCCCAAUGCAUGUUGGCGGAACACCGCACCGUCCGUUCAUAAUACGAACGUGAUCGGUUCGAAACUUCGAAAUUGAAACUAACAAUUAUAAAUUUUAUUUUUAUUAUUUCUUUUUGGUCGCCUGUGUUUUCAUUCCGUAGUUUCAAAUAACAAUUUUUGAUGACAGCAAAAAGUUCUGUGAAACCAUAAUGGGUACGAAAAAGUUAGUGAUAAAGUGGUUAUGGAUUGUUGUGUUGGGAAUUUCAGUGUUUUUCAAGUCUACGGACUCCGUCGAUCUACCUAGAUUCAUAGGACCGGGAUCCAAUGUCACGGUAACUCUUGGGAGAGAUGCCACGCUUACGUGUCGAGUUGAAAAUCUACAAACAUUCAAGGUGGCGUGGUUGCGCGUCGACACCCAAACGAUACUCACAAUCGCCGGUCACGUGAUCACCAAGAACCACCGGAUCAGCGUGAGCCACGGCGACGGCGCGUGGAACCUCGGCCUGAAGGACGUAGGCCCUUCAGACGGUGGCCGCUACAUGUGCCAGGUCAACACCGAGCCUAUGAUGAGCCAGACGCACCUGCUCCAGGUUGUCGUGCCACCCGACAUCGACGACGAAGCGAGCAGUAGUGAAGUGAUCGUCAAAGAGGGUGAGAACGCAGCGCUCCACUGCGCUGCAUCGGGGACACCUCCCCCCACAAUAGCGUGGCGCAGAGAAGACUCCAGACACUUCAAGAUCAACAACCAGACUUUGGUUUCUAAGUGGACUGGGGAUUGGCUAAACCUCACAGCAGUGGAUCGAGCGGCGUCGGGGGCGUAUCUGUGUAUUGCUACCAAUGGUGUUCCGCCUUCUGUCAGCAAAAGGAUCCAGAUCAAUAUUAUGUUUGCGCCAGCAGUGUGGGCUGGUAGGGUCGCUUUAAGGGCUCCCGCUGGGGGAGCUGUCACUCUUCAAUGCAUUGCCGAAGGGUACCCCACACCGCAGUUCUAUUGGACUCUGAAUGGAGAACAGAGGCUCAUUAACGGCUCGAAAUACAAGCUCAGUGCGGGAUCGCGCGGGUACCGUCAUACUCUGAAUCUCCUUGUGUCAGAUAUGUCUAUUGAAGACGCGGGGGCGUAUAGAUGUCACGUGGAGAACGCCCUUGGAAAAUCCCAAGCCGAAUUGUUUUUGCACUUGCUUACCACGACCACCACUACAACAACUACGACAACUACGACGACGACUACAACGACGACUACGACACCACCGCCAACGACUACAUUGUUGCCAUAUGAUAGUGAAAGUCAUCUGGAACACUUACAUCGAGGAGUUCUCCAAGACCCAGACUUGGAGAAUCCGUACAUCGUCCUCAGCCAACACCAAAUGCAGAACCUUGAAAUGGUGACCACAAUGUGACCAGAAGCUGGCGUGAGGGAGGAUUGGAGUGAGGGUUGGCCUCCUCUCCACCGCUCAAUCGCCGCAGCAAAACUACCCACAUUCUGGACAGUUCUUAUAACGGUCGUCUUAAUAGUAAAACGACUUAAACAGUGAGUGACUGACACUUUAACGUAAGAAGAUAAGCCAGCUGAGGUGUAUGACUGACAGUGCAGAACUAAUGUUGAACAAGAGCCACUCUCUAGUGUGAUGAUAUAAGUGCUAAAAUCGAUGAGUGGUCGUGAGGUUUUCGUGAGGAAACUCAAGGUUGUUGAAUUUAAAAUAAUAUCUCUUGAUCGUAGACUGUAAGUAUUGUUUAGCGCUUUUAUUAACAGUCUGCUGUUAAGGACACGUCAUCACUGUUAUUAUAUGUUUUUUUUAUUUAAUAUCAUUGACACUGUAUAUAUCGAAAUACAUAUUUCCAAAGGUAAAUAUUACUUCUUAGGUAUUACUUUUAAUUUUGUUAAUUGAAUUUUCAAGAUAAUUCUAUACAGAAAUCACAUAGUACAUUGCUUCACUGGUGAAGAUUUAAUUGCAAAGAAGAAGUUAUUCUUAAAUGGGUUUAAAGGUGCGUUUUAAAAUAAUAAGGGUUGUAUCAUAAUAAUAGUCAGUCAUUCUUCAGAAAAUAUAUGUCGAUUAUUUAUUUAGGUAUAAAGUAUUUGAUCUACGCAGAAAAUAUACUUUAGAACCUAUCCCACUCUAAAGAAUGAUAAUUGUAUGAAAUGGACAAAAUAUUGUAGCAUUUUGUCUUACCUUAUUUGUAAAGAAAAUAUAACUAGAAAAAAAU